GCGGGGCCUUCGGGGAAGAUGGCCGCGGGAAGUGCUGCUUCCCGCCUCCGGGGCUCCCGGCGCCUUCUGAGCGCCUUCGUGGCCGGAGCUGUGGUGGGCGCGGCGGGAGGUGGGUUCACGGCCGUGCGGCUGCUGCGGGGUCCCGGCGCUGAGGCCGCGCUGGCGGGGAGGGAGCCCGACGGUUGUGCAGAAAAAGCUCUCUUGGAACAGUUUGGAGUCCCUUUAACUGGAACAGAGACUAGACAUUACACUAAUCAUGCCUUGUCAUAUGAUCAGUCAAAGCGGGUGCCCAGAUGGGUUCUUGAACAUAUAUCCAAAAGCAAGAUAAUGGGUGAUGCGGACAGAAAACAUUGUAAAUUCAAGCCUGAUCCCAACAUCCCUGCAACCUUCAGUGCCUUCAAUGAGGACUAUGUUGGGAGUGGGUGGUCCCGAGGACACAUGGCGCCGGCAGGAAACAACAAAUUUUCAUCUCAAGCCAUGGCUGAAACCUUCUACCUUUCUAAUAUUGUGCCUCAGAAUUUUGAUAAUAAUGCUGGAUACUGGAACAGAAUGGAGAUGUACUGCCGAGAACUGACGGAGAGGUUUGAAGAUGUCUGGGUGGUGUCUGGCCCGCUGACUGUCCCUCAGACUGGAAGCGACGGGAAGAAGACCGUUAGUUACCAGGUGAUCGGCGAGGAUAAUGUGGCGGUCCCCUCGCACCUUUACAAGGUGAUCCUGGCUCGCAGAAGCCCCGCCUCCACCGAACCGCUGGCCCUGGGGGCCUUCGUGGUGCCCAAUGAAGCCAUUGGCUUCCAGCGCCAGUUAAGUGAGUUCCAGGUGAGCCUUCAGGACCUGGAGAAGUUGUCAGGCCUGGUGUUCUUUCCGCAUGUGGAUAGAGCCAGCGGCGUCAGCAACAUCUGCUCCGUGGACACCUGCAGGCUUCUGGAUUUCCGGGAGUUCACUCUGUACCUGAGCACACGAAAGCUCGAGGGAGCCCGGUCGGUGCCCAGACUGGAGAAGGUCCUGGAACAUCUGAAGAACGCAGGGGUUGAACCAGAUGAUUACUUCAUGAGCCGCUAUCAGAAGAAACUAGAAGAACUCAAAGCCAAGGAGCAGUCCAGAGCCCUGAAGGGGAAGCCAUCUUAGCCCGUGUCUCCGGAGAUGCGUGAGGGCGUCGGUAAUGAAGCAGAUCUCAAGUGGACAGAGUUGGCUGAAUUAUCAUCUUUGAUUUAGGACACAUUGUCAUCUUUGGUCCAUGAGUAGUGGCUGUAUUUUACUUAUUUGCUUACUUAUUAAUAUAAUGAACACCAAUGAACCUACCACCAACUUUUUCUGUUCGAUCUAAAGCUUAAGAAUGACUUUUACACUUCUAAGGAUUGUUGUUGUUAUUGUUUAAUCUCUAUUUUUUGUUUUAUCUAGCAGUUUCCUUAUCUGUAAAUAGGCCUAAUGAUGGUACUUAUCUCUUAGUGAGAAUCAAAUGAAUUAAUCUUUGUAAAAUGCUUACAACAGGGUCUGGCAGGUAGUGGGUGCUAUUUAAAUGUUAUUAUUUGUAUUAGGUUAGAUAAAAUUUAUUAACUACAUAUAUAUUAGAUCUCUCAUUGUUUUGUUCUUUCUAUGUGAUUUGUCAAGAACUAAUAAGUGUGGUAAAAAUCUCCCUACAUUAUUACAUUGUUGCCACUUUUUCUUGUCUUUUUUUCUAACAGUUUUUGUUUGAUAUAAGUGCUAUGCAAUCCGAAGCAAAAAUAUGUUUAUAAAGUUUUAUUUUUACUAUAGCUUGGACCUGCUUUAUCUUAAGCUUAUGUUGAAUUCAUCCUUGUUUAAUAUUAACAAAAACACUCUAGUUUUUGUUGUCAUUGUUUGUAUUUGCAUUUGCCUGACAUAUCUUAUUAUUUUACAUUUAAUAUUUCUGAGUGACACCAUUUUGGUUUGUCAUAAAAGCACAUAGCAUGGGGAGCCCGGGGGGCUCAGUUGGUUAAGCUUCCGACUUUGGUUCAGGUCAUGAUCUCCCAGUCUGUGAGUUGGAGCCCUGC
This is a messenger RNA of Suricata suricatta (meerkat), 2009 nucleotides long. RefSeq names its product exo/endonuclease G (gene EXOG). Lineage: Eukaryota; Metazoa; Chordata; Mammalia; Carnivora; Herpestidae. Gene Ontology annotation, molecular function: 5'-3' exonuclease activity; RNA endonuclease activity; metal ion binding. The record is from RefSeq and is a predicted model, not a curated record. Gene Ontology annotation, biological process: apoptotic DNA fragmentation. Gene Ontology annotation, cellular component: nucleus; mitochondrial inner membrane. The transcript has 7 exons. Bases 19 to 1125 code for a protein of 368 amino acids.